AUGUUUAAGUUAACUCUCAUAGGCAAAAUCACGUUUAUUUCUAUCAUAUUGCAAGCGAUAAUAAUCACCGUCUUGGAAGCUUUUGUUAUUUAUUUUCAUGUUAAUUUUGUUAAACAAUAUCAAUUGACUCCACAAGGUGAUGGAAUAUCUGAGGCAGACUUAAUUUACCAUGCAAUAUUUAUCCUCUCGCUAUUCUUCCAAAUACUUUUAGCAGCUGAUGCUCUCUGGCAUCGCAAUACUGUUCAGAUAAUAGCCCUUGUCAUGUUCAAUUUUCUUUCAUUAAUUUAUGCGGGAAUACAACUUUAUCAACACCAAAUCCUUGAGGACAAGGGAACUAUAGACGCAACUUAUAAACCAGAUGCGGCCACUCGAACAUACUAUUAUUGGGAUAAUAUCAGGAUUUUCAGUAUAUUUGGCAUUCAUGUCUUACUUCUCUCCAAAGAAUUUGGUUGGGAAAACUAUAAAACUUAUUCUGCUGAUCUUCUGCUUAUACCUUCUCGACAAAUUGGUUAUUCAGAUAGUAUUAUAGAAGUUGUUCUUGUCUUUUGUUUUGGCACUCUCAUGUUGCUGCUUGCUUGGUUCUCAGUCACUAUGGAAAUGAAAUAUCUCUUAUUAUCGGUGAUCAAUAUAUAUUCUAUCUCAUUGAUUUAUUGGGUAUAUCGACUGGUAACAGUUAACCUUAAAACUUUAAAAAAUGGACAAGAUCCAUAUCAAUUCACUCGACAGUUCCUAAGCUUCUUUUUAGCUACAACAUUAGCACUUGUGGUAUUUACUGUAUUUUAUUCCGUCAUUUGUUUUCGAAACAUGAUGCGUGGAAUUUAUGUACUUACAGUAUUUGGACGGCCUGAAAAUGAAGCCGAAGGUAGAAGUCCAUAUUUAGACACAGACAAUUUAUCAACUACAUCGUCUAAAUUUAUGUCAAAGAGACAAAGUGCAAUUAUUCAACAACAGCUAUUACGAGCACAAGAACCCAAA
Cetraspora pellucida is the source of this 975-nucleotide messenger RNA. Lineage: Eukaryota; Fungi; Glomeromycota; Glomeromycetes; Diversisporales; Gigasporaceae. The record is from the annotation of a GenBank genome assembly.